AUGGACCCGACCAACCUUCCCAAGCGCAGCACGCCGCACUGGGCGCUCUACCAACGAGAAUGCUUCGAGCGCGGUACGAAGGACAACCAGCUGCCGCCCUUCAACACGCAUCCCGAGGAGCUCGAGCGUCUCGCACGCGAACGGCUCACCGCCGGCGGCUGGUCCUAUGCCUCGUGCAACGCCGGUCUGGGCACUACGCACGUUCGCAACCGUACCGCCUUUGAUACAUACAACAUCAUCCCACGAAUGCUCGUUGACACGACACACCGGGACACCACCACCACCUUGUUCGGCAAAACCCUCGCCGCACCCAUCUGCUUCUCGCCCGUAGGGAUUAAUAAGAUCUACCACCCAGAGGGCGAGAUCGCCGUAGCCAAGGUGGCAGGUGAACUUGGGCUACCGUAUACGCUGUCCACUGCGGGGAGUGUUGCCAUCGAAGAUGCGGGGGCGGCGAACCGUCAAGGAGCCGAAUCGGGAUUGAAGGAAGGUAAAGGUGCUCAGCAUCCCGACGGUCUACGAUGGUUCCAACUCUAUCUGCCGCAUCAAGAUGAUCUUGCCGUAUCGCUGCUUCAACGCGCCUGGGACAGUGGGUUCGACGUAUGCAUGUUGACCCUGGACACGUGGCAACUGGGAUGGCGCCACCUCGACGUCUCGCUUGGUAACUACGGGUUUUAUAAGGGGGUGGGAAACGAUAUGGGUCUCAGCGACCCAGUGUUCAACAAAAUCCUGCAGGAACGGGGGAUCGAUGCGAAGAAGGAUAUCAAGGCGGCGGGGAGGACGUGGAUCGACCAGAUCUGGCACGGUAAAGCCUUCAGCUGGGACAAAAUGCCUUGGGUCAUCGAAACCUGGAAGCGCAUUUCAGGAGGCAAACCGUUUUUGCUCAAGGGGAUCUUGUCGGCGGAAGACGCGAUCAAGGCGAGGGAGGUCGGGUGCGAUGGGAUCGUCGUGACUACGCAUGCGGGUCGUCAGGUCGAUGGGAGUAUUUCGAGUUUGGAAGCGCUACCCGAGAUCGUCGCUGCUGUGGGCAAGGACAUGGAGAUCCUGUUCGAUUCCGGCGUGAGAGGCGCCAGCGACGCAUUCAAGGCCCUAGCGCUGGGAGCCAAGGCGGUGAUGGUGGGUAGAUUGUGGAUCUACGGACUGUCGAUUCAGGGCGAGGAGGGGGUGCGGCACGUGAUGAGGAGUCUGCUCGCCGAGUUUGAUAUCUUGAUGAACGUAGCUGGGUUCAGGAAUGUUGGGGAGAUCAACGAGACGGCGAUCCGAAAGGCUGGGUGGGUGCUGCCGUCGAGGGACGACGCAAAGCUGUGA
Molecule: messenger RNA, 1305 nt
Organism: Kalmanozyma brasiliensis GHG001
Lineage: Eukaryota; Fungi; Basidiomycota; Ustilaginomycetes; Ustilaginales
Product: FMN-dependent dehydrogenase
Exons: 1
Coding region: 1-1305 (434 amino acids)
Molecular function (GO): FMN binding; oxidoreductase activity
Source: RefSeq, a predicted model, not a curated record